AUGGAUAUGUCUACAGUAGAGGAAACACGACAAGUAUCUGGUAUUGAUCCUUUGCGAUUCCCAUCAAACAAACCGAUCGAUUCAAGUGAAUCUGUUCCUUUAUUUGCUGAUUGUGCUGGAAAAUCAUCUCCAGUAAACGUUGACGAUAGUACUGUGAAAGAAAUGGAUGAACCCAAUGCACGUCUUUUACCUAGAUCUCCAGCUAAAUAUGGCUACUUAGAACAUAUUCAAUCGUAUAAGCCAUCCUGCACGCCAAACGAUAAAUCUCUUCCAGAAAAAAUCAGACAAUUCUAUGCUGAUCAACUUGAAUUUAUCAAUUCUGUCGAAGCUAUCCUCUUGCCAAAGACUUUUGGUGAAGAAAUAAACCCGACGGAUUAUCAAAAGCAACAGGAACGCAAUAGUGAAAUACUGAGUAUGCUGACUCUAAUUACCAAUAUUUUUGUAGCGAUCAUUAAAACAGUGGCUGCUAUCAUGUCAAAAUCUCUCUCGGUGAUUUCCACACUCGUGGAUAGUGCUGUUGAUCUUUUGUUUAACAUCAUGUUGAUUUGGACAGCCCGAAAAAUCAAACGACAAGAUGCCUACAAAUAUCCUACAGGAAGAACACGCCUUGAACCGGUCACUAUUGUUAUUAUAUCUGUAAUCAUGUGCUCAGCUAGUAUCGAGGUGAUUCUUGAAAGCAGUAGAGCUUUAGCUCUAGAUAUCGAUUACUUUGCUAAUCCAUUCAAUGCAUCAUCUUGUAGAACACUUCAGCAUAUUGAUAUGAGCACAUUGCCAGUUAUCGCCAUGGUAUUCACAAUUGUGUCUAAAAUCAUUCUUUUUGCAUUGUGUUCUCGAAUCAACAAUCCAACGAUGUCCGCUCUGGCUGAAGACAACCGGAAUGAUGUGUUAUCAAAUUCUGUGGCACUUGUGUGCGGAGUUAUCGGUUCGAAUGCUCUGCAGCGAAGGAUCAGACAAGAAGCAAUUAUUGUUGAUCCAAUAGCAGCGAUCAUUAUUUCAAUUUACAUAAUAGUCGUUUGGAUUCGACAAGGCCACAAACAAGUUCGUCGGUUAACGGGUCUUACGGCAGAUCCGUUCUUUCUUCAACGAAUUACUCAUAUCAUCUACAACUUCCGUCCUGAUCUUGUGACACAAAUUAAAACUGUUCAAGCUGUUCAUCAUGGUACAGAUUUUAUUGUGGAAGUUGAGAUUAUUCUGUCCGGUUCAACGCCUCUCGCUAUUGCUCAUAAUGCCGGAGAGGAGCUACAAAGACAACUACAAAGAAUACCGCAUGUUGAAAGAGCUUUUGUCCAUCUCGAUUUUGAAAUUAUACACGUACCAACUUUGGAAGACAUAAUCGUUUGA
Molecule: messenger RNA, 1341 nt
Organism: Rotaria socialis
Lineage: Eukaryota; Metazoa; Rotifera; Eurotatoria; Philodinida; Philodinidae
Source: the annotation of a GenBank genome assembly